Peronospora farinosa is the source of this 882-nucleotide messenger RNA. Lineage: Eukaryota; Oomycota; Peronosporomycetes; Peronosporales; Peronosporaceae. The record is from the annotation of a GenBank genome assembly.
AUGCUCCCACAAGAACCUGAAGUAGCGCUGCCAUUGCCUGUACAGGGUCAUGCUCCAGCUACAGAUGAAGGGGAAGCCUUUAUCACUCACAAGGAACGUCCGCUAGUAGACGUCUCGUUAUCUGCUUCUUCGUUUGUAUACUCAGAUGAUCGGGAUUCCCUUUCCAGCAAGAAAAAGAGUGACAAAAGUAAAGCCGUUGUUACACGUUGUCGUGGGAAAAGAAACCCUAAAAGCAAUUCUCGUAUGACAAAGAGUGAAGGUCAUGGUGACGAGUUGUCAUCAUCUCCUGUCCCUGGUAAAUUUAGGUAUUUGAAACCUGACGAGAUUCUAAAUGGACAAUUACCAGAUUAUGAUUUUGCAAUUAUUGUAAAUCGAAAAGUUCAAUUGCCGGGUUGUUUUCAAAAGACAAUUCAUUGUCUCUGCUGUGCUCCAGUAUCAGCUGUUUCGUCACCACUUGGCAAUACGAAAAGAGGAUGUAUUGACACUAUUUCCGAUGCUUCGCAUGAACAUGUUGGAUUUAAAAGACUUUGUAUGGCAAGCUCACCUAAUGUAAGUGAAAGUGAAGAUGAACAUCGUCGCAUUGUCAAUAAAUUGUGUACUCAAGGACUUCUUGUGGAUAUUAUUGAUGGGGGAGACUCAAAGGGAGAAAUGUAUUCUGGAUACUUGAUUCUCUUGAUUCGAGCUCCGGAUUCAGUCGUGAUGUCAUUGGUGACUCAAUUUCGUACACAAAUGUGGAUAGAACAUGGUGCAGUGGUAGAUAUGGAAGCAGAUGUAGCACAGCGUCGAGGUGACCCUACGACUCCAGCUGAACGGAUUGAAAUUGUCGACUAUAUUAUUGAGCAACGAGCAAAGAUUGACCAAGAACGAUCUAUGGAUUCAUGA